Neltuma alba is the source of this 1730-nucleotide messenger RNA. RefSeq names its product novel plant SNARE 11. Gene Ontology annotation, biological process: vesicle fusion. Lineage: Eukaryota; Viridiplantae; Streptophyta; Magnoliopsida; Fabales; Fabaceae. Bases 559 to 1344 code for a protein of 261 amino acids. The record is from RefSeq and is a predicted model, not a curated record. Gene Ontology annotation, molecular function: SNAP receptor activity; SNARE binding. Gene Ontology annotation, cellular component: SNARE complex; endoplasmic reticulum membrane; late endosome membrane. The transcript has 10 exons.
GGCCGCUGAGGCCGCGCUUACGGUGCCUCUCAAUAUACGCGUCGAAUCGCCCCAAGAAGGUUGCUCAUAAAACAUUAAUAACAAGCAAUUUUUAAAAAAACAGCCACAAAGCUUCUGUAGAUCACGAGGGAGAUCCAAUUUUGUCUGAACUUCCUGUUUGAGAUCGACAGACAGCGUGAGCCUCCGGUUUCGUUCUCCUCGGUCGCUAGCUGUAUCCUGCAUUGCUUGGAUCCGAUUCCAUUCGGUGCUGUUCCGGCAAUUCGGUGGUUGGAAACGGGACUCUUUGAAUUUCAAAAGCUUCUGAAUGCAUAUGCUUCUCAAUGAGGUUGUUCGGAUGCCAUGAAUCUACAUUUCUAUCGAACCAAAAGUCUCAAAUCGUGUUUGCUGGCGUAUUCAUUUCCCCCUGAAGAUCUUCCUCUUUUGCUUGUAUCUGAAAUAGUGGGGUAGAACUGUGAAGCAUCGUAUUCAAAUACAAAUUUCCAAAGCUUUUGCGAAGACCUCUGGAUUUGUCAUCUGAAGUUUAAAGGUUGCGGAUAUCAUUGCUUUCAAGUAGAGACGAUGGAUCCAUUAUCAGCACUUAGCGAGGGACUGGCGGAGAUCGACGGACAGAUCAGCGACAUUUUCCGCGCUUUAUCAAAUGGAUUUCAGAAAUUGGAGAAGAUUAAGGAUUCAAAUAGGCAGAGCAGGCAGCUGGAAGAGUUGACUGAUAAAAUGCGAGACUGCAAGCGGCUUAUAAAAGAGUUUGAUGCAGAAGUUAAGGCUCUGGAGGGCAGAAAUGAUAGGGAAACCAACAAAAUGCUGAAUGAGAAAAAGCAGUCCAUGAUCAAAGAGUUAAAUUCAUAUGUUGCUCUUAAAAAGCAAUAUGCCACAGAUAUUGAAAAUAAGCGAAUUCAGCUCUUCGAGGGGCCUAAUGAAGGCUAUGCAGAAGAAAAUGUCUUGCUAGCUUCCUCAAUGACAAAUGAACAGCUGAUUGAUAGGGGGAAUCGGAUGAUGGACGAGACAGAUCAAGCCAUUGAGAGGGGAAAGAAGGUUGUUGAAGAGACAAUAAAUGUCGGGGUUGAGACUAAUGCAGCUCUUAAGGCUCAGACGGAACAAAUGAGCAGAAUCGUCAAUGAGCUGGAUUCUAUCCAUUUCUCCAUAAAGAGAGCAACUAAAUUGGUGAAGGAAAUCGGUAGGCAGGUUGCUACUGACAAGUGUAUUAUGGCAUUACUGGUUCUUAUUGUGAUUGGAGUAAUAGCUAUCAUUAUUGUAAAGAUCGUGCACCCAAACAACAAGGACAUUCGGGAUAUUCCAGGAUUAGCACCCCCAGCCCAGACCCGGAAGUUACUUUGGGAUCAUAGUUGAGCUACGAUUUAGUGUGUGAGCUAUGAGCUCAUCCGAUUAGUUUGCCUGUUCUUUGCUUUGACGGUGAUGAGGUUGGCUGCAGCUGUUUUUACAUGACAGAGCUUGCUCAGUUGCUUUUGCAUUGGACGUGUUGUUUCGUAAUUUUCUAUAGAGAUUGGCUGACCUGAGAAUGAUGGACCAGGCUCUCCUUUAGUGUGGUUACAGGGUUUCAUGAUUAAUUAUUCAUUGAAUGGGGAAAAUUUUCUAUGGAGCUACCGGGUCACAGGAAUAGCCAAAAUGAGCUGACGUGAUUGAUUCUUAGAUGUAUUUUUAUGCAUUGCUGUCGGUUUUCUAUGACAAGCUAGCAGUGUCAUUUCCAUUGAGGGAAUUUGUUCAAUUAUUUUUUA